Messenger RNA from Lonchura striata (white-rumped munia), 1763 nucleotides. RefSeq names its product pseudouridine synthase 1 (gene PUS1). Gene Ontology annotation, biological process: tRNA pseudouridine synthesis; mRNA pseudouridine synthesis. Lineage: Eukaryota; Metazoa; Chordata; Aves; Passeriformes; Estrildidae. Gene Ontology annotation, molecular function: RNA binding; pseudouridine synthase activity. Gene Ontology annotation, cellular component: nucleus. The record is from RefSeq and is a predicted model, not a curated record.
CUGAGGGCGGCCCCUCCUGCCCGGCGGCUCCGGGGGCGAUGCUGCGGUGGGGGCUCCGCGUCCUGAGCUGCGGCUGCUCCGCCCCGCGGAAGCGGCAGCACAGCGUUCUUGCGAUGGCUGAGGAUUUGAUAGCAGCGGUUGCCAGCCAGACAAAGAGACUCAACAGCAGCAGCGAGGUGGUUCAAAGGCUGGAAGAAAACGGGCAUCAGAAUAAAAAGUUGAAGAGUGAUGCAGAUGAGGAAGAUGCAGAGGAUCAGAAUAAGAAGUUGCCCAAAAGGAAGAUUGUGCUGUUGAUGGCAUAUUCAGGGAAAGGCUACCAUGGCAUGCAAAGAAAUGUGGGAUCUUCACAGUUCAAGACAAUUGAAGAUGACCUGGUCUCUGCCCUUGUUCAGUCAGGGUGCAUCCCAGAGAACCACGGGGAAGAUAUGAAGAAGAUGUCUUUCCAGCGCUGUGCUCGAACAGAUAAGGGUGUGUCUGCAGCUGGACAGAUUGUGUCACUGAAGGUCAGGCUAAUAGAUGACAUCUUAGAAAAGAUCAAUAAUCAUCUUCCUUCUCACAUCAGAAUUCUGGGCCUGAAGAGAGUCACUGGGGGGUUCAACUCCAAGAACAAAUGUGAUGCCAGAACCUACUCUUACAUGCUGCCAACGUUUGCCUUUGCCCAUAAGGACCAGGAUGUGCAGGAGGAGCUUUUUCGGCUGGACAGAGACACCCUUGAAAGGGUCAAUCGACUGCUGGGCUGCUACAAAGGGACACACAACUUCCACAACUUCACAUCACAGAAGGGCCCCAGGGACCCCAGUGCCAAGAGGUACAUCAUGGAGAUGUACUGUGGAGAGCCCUUCGUCAGGGAAAACGUGGAAUUUGCAGUGAUCCAAGUGAAAGGUCAGAGUUUCAUGAUGCACCAGAUCAGGAAGAUGAUUGGGCUGGUGAUAGCAAUUGUGAAAGGUUAUGCUCCUGAGUCCAUCAUGGAACGUAGCUGGGGAGAGGAGAAGGUUGAUGUCCCCAAAGCCCCAGGACUUGGGCUGGUUUUGGAGAAAGUACACUUUGAAAAAUACAACAGGCGUUUUGGGAAUGAUGGGCUGCAUGAGCCACUGGAGUGGACAGAGGAGGAGGAGAAGAUUGCUGUUUUCAAAGAGCAGUACAUCUAUCCUACCAUUAUCAACACAGAAAGGGAGGAGAAAUCCAUGGCAAACUGGCUAAAAACCCUCCCCAUUCAUGACUUCAACUCGUCUGCUGUUGAGAUGCAAACUAACAACAAAAAUUCAAAGAAGAGCAGCGAUCUCGAAGGCAGCGAUGGUUGUGGCGAUGAUUCUGACUGAGCCAGCAGCUGGCUGGACGUGGGACCCUUGCUGCUUGCAGUUCUCUUUGUCUACAAAAAAAGUGGCCUUUCCAAAUCCAGGAAUCCAGUGAAACAGGAGUUUGUGUGCUUGCAGAACGAGAACUGGAUGCCCAGGAGGAGCUGGGUGGGGAAGAUAGUGCAGCAGAAAAAACACAAGUUUUUUAUACCACUGACUGAUGUACCUGACUGAUAUACUUGAAAACAGUGUAGUGGGAUAGCAGCUUUCUAAAAAAAAAAUCUUGAAAUGCAGGAUAUCUUAAUUGCUAUUUGAAUAAUGUUUUUAUUAUGUUUACCUGGAAAAUAGUAUUUUAAAUAUGUAUAAUCUCUAUGUAAAAAUGGGGCAAGUAAUUUUAAUACACUCCUUUUUAUUAUGACGUUAUGAAUUUGAUUUUUUAAAAAAUAAUUUACAUUUACUCAAACUGAA